Molecule: messenger RNA, 2949 nt
Organism: Sphenostylis stenocarpa
Lineage: Eukaryota; Viridiplantae; Streptophyta; Magnoliopsida; Fabales; Fabaceae
Source: the annotation of a GenBank genome assembly
AUGAGUGCCGAAAACAAGAAAAUAAAACCAAAGACUGAUAUUGAACACUUUCUCAAUAAUGCUAACCAGUGCGUUUGGAAAAAAUUGAAUAAUGACUCAGGUGCAGGUGCAAAUGCAGCCUCCAGGGUGGACAUGACAUUUGCUACCACUGAUCCCCUAUCUGAAAUAGUUUGGACACCAGAUAAAGGUUUGAGUCUUAAAUGUGCCGAUUCAAGCUUUGCUGAUAAAAAUACUAAUCUUUUUCGGGAUGUUGGAACAAGCUGUUUGGUUCUUGCUCCGCCACAAAAUUUUCCUGGCGGUAGUUCUACCACUGCUAAGCCAUUAGAUGAUGAUUUUGUGAAACCUUUAGCAGUUUCAUGUGCCAAGGGUGAUAUUCCUGAAGCAGAUGCUCCUACUAGGCAUGCCACAGGUGAUUCAGGUGUCAAGGCCGAGUUUAAAGCCUGUAAAGAAAAUGAUAUAGGAUCUGUUGGUCAUAAUGAGAAAGUGAACACCACAGCAACAACAUCUAAUUUGCCUAAUGAUGAAAAAGGGAAUCUAAUGAACAGUUGUGAAAAGAUGUCUGGUGAUCAAGCCAACAUUGGAACUGAUAAAAUAUCUGGGAUAGAGGGAAACAAAUUUUCAGCUAUUUCAGGCCAGGGUGACAAAGGGCCAUUGGAUAAUUUAUUACUUCAAUCAGAUAUCAAACCUAACAUGGUCCAAAAUCCUUCUGCAGGGAGGCAUGCUGAUGGAGGUGUAGAUAUUGGUCUUGGAAAAAAGGCUGUAGUAACUGAUGAUGAUUUACAUACUGCGGUUGAGCCUAUAGUGGAAUAUAAAAGCUCUGAUGCUCCAGGGACUAAUUUAGCAUCCUCGGGCGAGAGGCCUUUAGAAAAACUGGAAUAUAGUGCAGAGAAUAAUUUACGGACUGUCAACUUUGAAGCUGCUUGUGCUGGAAUAAGUGGAGUUAAUGUUAAUGAGAUUGAAAACAAAUUUCAUGACAAUGAAAUGAUGCAAACAUGUGACAAGAUUCUUCCAGUUUUACAUUCGCCGUGCCAUAGCAGAAUUCAUAAGGCAAUAAACAAAGGCAAGGAAAAAUCUUUAUCUGACGGCCAUGCAAAUGUAAAGUUCUCAACGGAGGACAAUGACAGCCAUUCAAGUGUUGAGAGCUGCAACAGUGCUGGCAUUUUUCCAACAGGUAAGAAGAAGAGACAUAACUUUCAACAACAGUUGAUAAUUGGGAGUAAAAGAGUCAAAAAUCAAAUUGAAGAAACUUCGGGUUCCAAAUCCUAUGUUAAACAGGAUAGCUCGUUCAUGAACUGGAUUUCAAACAUGGUGAAAGGACUCUCGCAGUCAAUUCAAAAAGAUUCAAACACUUUGGCUCUUACUCUUGCAAAUCCAAAUCAUCAUAACCUACAUCCUGACAAGAAACUUAUCACAUGCAAUACGAAUCAAGAUCCUGAGCCAAAAAAUACAGGAUUCAAAUCCAUUUUUCAGUCCAUAUAUUGUUCAAACUUGAAGAAUGUAGAAACAAGGAUCUCUCAUCAAGAAGGAAAGAGUAGUGACGAUUUAGAGCCAGGUAACAUGGAACAUGGAAUAAAUGCUACUCCAAUAACCUGUUGUGCAGAGAACAAUAGACUUUCCAAACUGUGUUUGCAAUCGAAUAAGUUUGAAGUAUCUACUGGAAGACAUGAUGCUGGCCCGUCUUCACAACCUCCAAUUAAACCUCUAAAUUUUUUUAAUUGUCAGGAAAGCAGCAAAAGUAACCCAGUGGAGACUAAAAAUAAUUCCAUCUAUAGCCAUAGUAAGGACAAGGAAGAAGUUUCAUCACAUUCAUCUUCAACCAAACAAAAUACAGAUAAUAAUGAUAACAUCGAUUCCAAUGUGCUGUCUGACAGAAAGGGAGAAGCGAAUAUAUGUCACACAAGAGAUAAUCUGGGAAGUCUCUGGAUAACUCGUUUUUCUCCAAAACUCACUGCUCCCUUGAGCGAACAACCCGCCAGUGAUACAGAGGCCUCAACUGAUCUUAAGGAAGAUAAGGGAAAUACUGAUCUUAAAUCAAAGUAUAAGUUCAAACCCCUUUCAUCUUCUCCAGGACUCAGAAAUUUAGAGCCCAUGGGUUCAAUGUUUGCAAGGAGAUUUGGUGCCAUCAAACAUAUCAUACCAACAUGCACAGCAGAUAAUACCACACAGGUUAAUAUGUUGUGCUUGUUUUGUGGAACAAGAGGCCAUCAACUCUCUAAUUGCUCGGUGAUUGCAGAAAACAAGCUAGAAGAUCUCCAGAAGAAUGUAGAUUCAUAUGGAGGAUUAGAAGAACAUCCUUGUCUGUGCAUCAUAUGUUUUCAGCCCAACCACUGGGCAGUUUCAUGUCCUACUUCAAUCUCAGUUACGAAACAUGAACUUAAAGCUAAUACCUUGGUCAAUGAUUGUGGAAAACAUGUCAUCCCAUGCAGUGAAGAGAGUGCCAGGCUUAAUGAGAAUGACCAAGUUUUAUCUGGUGGUUCUGUAAAUGACGAUCACCGAGCAGGUCAAGAUAUUAAUUUGAAGCGGAAAUCAAAUGAAAUUGUAGCCUUUAAGGCAGGGAGCAAUGCAUCAUUCAAGAAAUACUGUGGUUCAAGUUCAGAGGAAUACAACUGCAGAGAAAAUCCUAUAACAACUCCAUCCAAAUUAGCUGAAAAGCAGACUUCACACUUGCCAAAGAAAAUAUUUGAUGCAGUGGAAAAGCUCCGAUUGUCCCGCACUGACAUCCUGAAAUGGAUAAAUACUCAUGGGUCAAUCUCACAACUUGAUGGUUUUUUCUUGCGCCUGAGGCUUGGGAAGUGGAAAGAAGGAAUAGGGGGAACUGGAUACCUUGUGGCAUGCAUAAAUGGGACCCAAUCCCAGAGACAAUCUUCAGAGCUGAAUACAAGAAAAUCUCUCUCGGUGAAAGUGGGGAGCAUCAAGUCUAUUGGUGCCCUUAUCACUUUUACUCUAUAA